Messenger RNA from Populus euphratica (Euphrates poplar), 3051 nucleotides. Its product is annotated as 1,4-alpha-glucan-branching enzyme 2-2, chloroplastic/amyloplastic. Gene Ontology annotation, molecular function: 1,4-alpha-glucan branching enzyme activity; hydrolase activity, hydrolyzing O-glycosyl compounds; cation binding. The record is from RefSeq and is a predicted model, not a curated record. NCBI's taxonomy places the organism in Eukaryota, Viridiplantae, Streptophyta, Magnoliopsida, Malpighiales, Salicaceae. The transcript has 22 exons. The coding region runs from base 158 to 2680 and encodes 840 amino acids. Gene Ontology annotation, cellular component: cytoplasm. Gene Ontology annotation, biological process: starch metabolic process; glycogen biosynthetic process.
AUCUUUCUAAUAUCGGAUUUCACGCAACUCUUGCUUCCGCUUUCAUCUUCUUCACCUUUUUUAUUUUCUUUUAACUAUUAUUAUUCGGUGCUCACACUUUUAAGUACUAAGCUAUAGCUAGAUCUCUAGUCGUAGAAAGAGAAGAGAAAGGAAAGAAAUGGUGUCCUGCGCUGUAUCAGGCGUACGUUUUCCUUGCCUUCCUUCAGUGUACAUCACCAAGUCUCAAUCAAGUUUCAAUGGCGAUCCUUUGUGUCGAAAGGGCCUCUCCUUUUUCUCGAAGAAAGACCCAUCUUCUCUGAAGAUGCUUGCUGGAAAGUCGUCUUACGAUUCCGAUUCCCCAAAUUUAGCUGUUACUACUUCUAUUGCUACAACAACAACCACACCGACACCUGAGAAAGUCCUUGUCCCACUCGAUGGAAACGCUUCAGAAGAUCCUCUGGUACCUCAUGAUGUAGAGUGUCUAACAAUGGAAGAUAAUCAGAUUGUUGAAGACAAGGAAAAGCAGGAGACAUCUACUCCUUUGAGUGAGUCAAGAAUCAUUGGUAAAACUGAAGCCAAAUCUAGGUCUAUCCCCCCACCUGGCUCUGGGCAGAGAAUAUAUGAAAUAGAUCCAAGUUUGACAGGUUUCCGUCAACACCUUGAUUACCGAUAUUCAGAGUACAAAAGAAUUCGUGAAGAAAUUGACAAGUAUGAAGGUGGUUUGGAAGUGUUUUCUCGUGGCUAUGAAAAGCUUGGUUUCAUACGCAGUCAAACAGGAAUAACCUACAGGGAAUGGGCACCAGGAGCUAAGUGGGCAGCAUUGAUUGGAGAUUUUAACAAUUGGAAUCCCAAUGCAGAUGUCAUGACCCGGAAUGAAUUUGGUGUCUGGGAAGUGUUCCUUCCAAACAAUGCAGAUGGUUCACCACCAAUUCCCCAUGGUUCUCGAGUAAAGAUACGCAUGGAUACUCCUUCUGGCAUUAAAGAUUCUAUUCCUGCUUGGAUUAAGUUCUCAGUACAGGCUCCAGGAGAAAUCCCAUACAAUGGCAUUUACUAUGAUCCACCUGAGGAGGAAAAGUAUAUAUUCAAACAUCCUCAACCAAAGAGACCAAAGUCACUAAGGAUUUAUGAAGCUCAUGUCGGAAUGAGUAGUACGGAGCCAUUAAUCAACACAUAUGCCAACUUUAGAGAUGAUGUGCUUCCUCGGAUCAAAAAACUUGGUUAUAAUGCUGUUCAGAUUAUGGCUAUUCAAGAGCAUUCAUAUUAUGCUAGUUUCGGGUACCAUGUCACAAAUUUUUUUGCACCCUGUAGUCGGUGUGGAACCCCUGAUGAUCUGAAGUCUCUGAUAGAUAAAGCUCACGAGUUAGGUCUGCUUGUUCUCAUGGAUAUUGUUCACAGCCAUGCAUCGAACAAUACUUUGGAUGGUUUGAAUAUGUUCGAUGGAACUGAUAAUCACUACUUCCACUCUGGUUCACGGGGACAUCAUUGGAUGUGGGACUCUCGCCUUUUCAACUAUGGCAGCUGGGAAGUACUGAGGUUUCUUCUUUCAAAUGCAAGAUGGUGGCUGGAUGAAUAUAAGUUUGAUGGGUUCAGAUUUGAUGGUGUGACUUCGAUGAUGUACACCCACCAUGGGUUGCAGAUGACUUUUACUGGAAACUACAACGAGUACUUUGGAUAUGCAACUGACAUAGAUGCUGUGGUAUAUCUGAUGGUUGUUAAUGAUAUGAUUCAUGGUCUCUUCCCUGAUGCUAUUAGCAUCGGUGAAGAUGUCAGUGGAAUGCCAACAUUCUGCAUUCCUGUCCAAGAUGGUGGUGUGGGAUUUGAUUAUCGCCUCCACAUGGCCAUUGCUGAUAAAUGGAUUGAGCUUCUCCAGAAGAAGGAUGAAGAGUGGAGAAUGGGUGACAUUGUACACACUCUCACUAACAGAAGGUGGCUGGAAAAGUGCGUUUCGUAUGCUGAAAGUCAUGACCAAGCUCUUGUUGGUGACAAGACCAUUGCAUUCUGGUUGAUGGACAAGGAUAUGUACGACUUCAUGGCUCUUGAUAGACCAUCAACUCCUCUUAUAGAUCGUGGAAUAGCAUUGCACAAAAUGAUCCGGCUUAUUACCAUGGGUUUAGGAGGAGAAGGAUAUUUGAAUUUUAUGGGAAAUGAGUUUGGACACCCUGAGUGGAUUGAUUUCCCAAGGGGCGAUCAGCACCUUCCUACUGGUGAAAUUAUUCCAGGCAAUAAUCACAGUUAUGAUAAAUGCCGGCGCAGAUUUGAUCUAGGGGAUGCAGAUUAUCUAAGAUAUCAUGGAAUGCAAGAAUUUGAUCAGGCAAUGCAGCAUCUUGAAGAAAUCUAUGGUUUCAUGACAUCUGAGCACCAAUAUAUAUCACGGAAAAACGAAGGGGAUCGAGUUAUUGUCUUUGAAAGAGGGAACUUGGUUUUUGUCUUUAAUUUUCAUUGGACCAACAGCUAUUCAGAUUACCGAGUAGGCUGCUUAAAGCCAGGGAAGUACAAGAUUGUUUUAGAUUCUGAUGAUCCAUUGUUUGGAGGCUUCAAAAGGCUUGAUCAGGAUGCUGAGUACUUCACCUCAGAAGGGUGGUAUGAUGACCGACCUCGUUCCUUCCUGGUGUAUGCACCAAGUAGAACGGCUGUGGUCUAUGCUCUGGUGGAGGAUGAAUUGGAACCUGCUGAGAGUGAAAAUGAACCUGCUGAGGGCUGAUACUGAUCUCAACAGAGCCUUUCUCGAUUUAGGAUGGGCAUCAGGCAUCUUCAAUCGACAUAGUACAUGGAGGACCAUGAUUUAAGUCAAUCCUAGUGCCGUCGCCAGCCAGCAUUUUGUCAUCCAAGCACAACCAAGAAAAACGAGCUAAGGCAGAGAUCAUGCGAAUUGUUAAUCAGUGGAUCAAAAGAAGACCAAACAAUGUUGAACAUGUAGAGAAUUUUGUCUGACAACUGUGUAGUAUUUGCUGGUCAAGUCAUCGUGCCCUUCCAAGUUCAAAGCAGGCCUCUUCUUGUAUAGGCACAUUGUGAUGCUCCUGUAAAUAAUGGUGCAUUUAUAAUAAAAUGUUAUUGUCUGAUUAGUUUUUCUCA